Messenger RNA from Tinamus guttatus (white-throated tinamou), 2815 nucleotides. Lineage: Eukaryota; Metazoa; Chordata; Aves; Tinamiformes; Tinamidae. The record is from RefSeq and is a predicted model, not a curated record.
AUUCCCAAGAUCGAUGUCUACCACUAUGAAGUGGAUAUCAAGCCUGACAAAUGCCCGCGCAGAGUCAACAGGGAAGUGGUGGAGUACAUGGUGCAGCACUUCAAGCCUCAGAUCUUCGAGAAGGCGGUCUACGAUGGGAAGAAGAACAUUUACACGGUCACGGCCCUGCCCAUCGGCAACGAGCGGGUCGACUUCGAGGUGACAAUCCCGGGGGAAGGCAAGGACAGGAUAUUCAAGGUCUCUAUCAAGUGGAUGGCGAUCGUGAGCUGGCGGAUGCUGCACGAGGCCCUGGUGAGCGGGCAGAUCCCUGUCCCGCUGGAGUCCGUGCAGGCGCUGGAUGUGGCCAUGAGGCACCUGGCGUCCAUGAGGUACCGGGAUGUGGCGGGACGCGCGGGGGCGGCAGGGCCCGUGGCCGGCGCGCGGGCUCCCUGGUUCGGCUUCCACCAGUCGGUGCGGCCCGCCAUGUGGAAGAUGAUGCUCAACAUUGACGUGUCGGCCACGGCCUUCUACAAAGCGCAGCCCGUCAUCGAGUUCAUGUGCGAGGUGCUGGAUAUCCGGAACAUCGACGAGCAGCCCAAGCCCCUGACGGACUCGCAGAGAGUGCGUUUCACCAAGGAGAUCAAAGGUUUGAAAGUAGAGGUUACCCACUGCGGGCAGAUGAAGAGGAAAUACCGCGUGUGCAACGUUACCAGGCGCCCGGCCAGUCACCAGACGUUCCCGCUGCAGCUGGAGAGCGGCCAGACCGUGGAGUGCACGGUGGCUCAGUACUUCAAGCAGAAAUACAACCUGCAGCUCAAGUACCCGCACCUGCCCUGCCUGCAGGUGGGCCAGGAGCAGAAGCACACGUACCUGCCCUUGGAGGUGUGCAACAUCGUGGCGGGCCAGCGGUGCAUCAAGAAGCUCACGGACAAUCAGACGUCAACCAUGAUAAAGGCAACGGCCAGGUCCGCGCCGGACAGGCAGGAGGAGAUCAGCCGCCUGAUGAAGAAUGCCAGCUACAACCUGGAUCCGUACAUCCAGGAGUUCGGCAUCAAGGUGAAGGACGACAUGACGGAGGUGACGGGGAGGGUCCUGCCAGCUCCCAUCCUGCAGUAUGGAGGCAGGAACCGGGCCAUUGCCACCCCCAACCAGGGCGUGUGGGACAUGCGAGGGAAGCAGUUCUACAACGGCAUCGAGAUCAAGGUGUGGGCCAUCGCCUGCUUCGCCCCGCAGAAGCAGUGCCGCGAGGAGGUGCUGAAGGGUUUCACCGACCAGCUGCGCAAGAUCUCCAAGGACGCGGGGAUGCCGAUCCAGGGCCAGCCCUGCUUCUGCAAGUACGCGCAGGGAGCCGACAGCGUGGAGCCCAUGUUCCGGCACCUCAAGAACACCUACUCGGGGCUGCAGCUCAUCAUCGUCAUCCUGCCGGGCAAGACGCCCGUCUACGCCGAGGUGAAGCGCGUUGGAGACACCCUCUUGGGAAUGGCCACACAGUGCGUCCAGGUCAAAAACGUGGUGAAGACUUCCCCGCAGACCCUCUCCAACCUCUGCCUCAAGAUCAACGUCAAGCUCGGCGGGAUCAACAACAUCCUCGUGCCUCACCAGCGCUCUGCCGUCUUUCAGCAGCCCGUGAUCUUCCUCGGGGCCGAUGUCACCCACCCGCCGGCUGGGGACGGGAAGAAGCCCUCCAUAACGGCCGUAAGUUGCCCUGCCAGCGCUGGCCUUGGCCCUCCUGUUGGGAGCCGCUCGAGCCUGGCCCUCCGCUACUGCGCCACGGUGCGCGUGCAGCGGCCGCGCCAGGAGAUCAUCGAGGACCUGUCCUACAUGGUGAGGGAGCUGCUCAUCCAGUUCUACAAGUCCACCCGCUUCAAACCCACCAGGAUCAUCUUCUACCGCGAUGGCGUUCCUGAGGGGCAGCUCCCGCAGAUCCUUCACUACGAGCUCCUGGCAAUCCGAGACGCCUGCAUCAAACUGGAAAAGGAUUACCAGCCCGGCAUCACGUACAUCGUUGUCCAGAAGAGGCAUCACACCCGCCUCUUCUGCGCCGACAAGAACGAGCGGAUCGGGAAGAGUGGGAACAUCCCGGCGGGAACAACAGUGGAUACAAAUAUCACCCACCCCUUUGAGUUCGACUUCUACCUGUGCAGCCACGCGGGCAUUCAGGUACGGCCGGGCCUCCGCGCCGCUGUCGUGCGGGUGGCGUUCCGGGCGCUCUACCACCUCGUGGACAAGGAGCACGACAGCGGCGAGGGCAGCCAUAUAUCCGGACAGAGCAACGGCAGAGACCCCCAGGCCCUGGCCAAGGCCGUGCAGGUUCAUCAGGACACUUUACGUACCAUGUACUUUGCUUGAAAGCCUAACUUUUGUUACCUCACUCGAGAAAGCUUUCAGAUUUGUAGGAGCCAUACAAAAAGGAAGCAUUGGGACACCUUGGUUUUUUUCCAAUGAGAAAUCACUGCAGGGCAGGCAGCGUCGACUGGGGCAGGAGACCAGCACCACGGGACAGAAAGAUCCAACACUUUGUAGGAUUGGAAGAGACUGAUGAUUAUUUUUUUAAUUUUUCUGGCUUUGCAAAAUUUUGACCUGACCAAACACACGAAGGCAUUCAAGGAAGGGAUAAAGCUCCCAGGAGGCAGAAGCAGGUUUUCAUUUCUAAGAUGCAAUACUCUAGACUGCUGACUGUGAACUGGCGGAUUUGGUCCUCCGUUGCCCACCAGGCGCUGGUAGGUAUUUUUGUGGGGUUGGGGGGAGGGGAUUUUUAGAGCCUUAAAACAGAAGACUAGAUUUAUAAAACUAAUAUUUUAGAAUAUGAGAUGCUUUAACGGGUUAAGGGGAAAAA